UAUACAAACAAGAACCGCGAUUAAAGUUGCUAUUCCUUACGAUUUAAUUCUUUUUGUGCCGAUUUUGUAUAGAUUAAGCAAAGCUAAAUUUCUAAAUUUGAUACAAACACUGUUAAAGAAUAUUUGGUGGAAAGAAUAAUUUUAUAUACAUACAAAGCAUAAUAAUUUUUUAUAAGUUGGUAACAUAAUAAUGUCUUCUAAACGUGUUGCUACCUCUGAUUUAAAUCACGAUAAUUGGGACAAGGAAGAAGAACCAGAAGAAGCUGGGACUUUCAAAGUUGCCCCAAAGGAAGAGCUUGAAACACGUGUAAUAAAAAAAGCUCGCAGAAGAAUAGAAAAAGAAGACAAAGCCGAUGGUGGAGAUAAAAAUAAAAGUGUAUUUGCAUCUUUUGCAGGCUUUAAAAGUGUCACAGACUGUCCAUUUUCUUUUUUAACGAAAAAAAUGGAAGAUAAUAAAGAAGCAACUACUUCUAAUAUUGAGUCUUUGAAUUCAGGUGAUUUAAAGCAUGCACAAAAUGAAGGUUUAAAAAAUACGGAAGCGAAAUCUUCAUCAUUCACGUUUUCGCCAAAAAUGAGUAGUAAUGGAGAAGGCUUAGAUUCUGAAAAUUCAAAGAAAAUGCUUAAUAUAGUCGAAAAAUUAAAUAAGCAGUUUAUUGUGUGGUUGACAGAUUUGUUAGAAAAGGAUCCUAAGCGAAAUUUUAAUUCAUUUUUAAAGCAAUAUGAGUGUUCUCUUGAAAAACUAAUUGAUUCUAAAGAAAUUGAAAGUCUUACAGCAACGGAAGAAAAAUUUGAAUUUGAUGUUGGAAAAAAUGGAGCUGAUUCAUUUGCGGCGUUCAAAUUUCCGCCCACUUCUAAAGAGAGAAUAAAUGUUUUCGCUAAUAUUAAAUGUCCCUUCUUGGAAAAUUCAAAAACGACGUCAAACACUGAGGCAUCACAUGAACCUUUAUUCGAUUAUUUAGAAUUUAAGUCGUCAAAUUUUGGAAAAGUUGAUUUAAAUUUAGAUUUAGAACAAAAUGUAGAUGUUCCCAAGAACGAGUUUAAACCAGUUGUAGAAGAAGAUAGUAUUUAUUCUCAAAGAUGUAAAGUAUUUACAAAAAAAGAUGGUGAUUUUAAAGACCGUGGCGUAGGUACACUAUAUUUAAAACCUGUGAAAGAUUCAGAAAAAACUCAAUUAAUUGUUAGGGCUGAUACUAAUAUAGGAAAUAUACUACUAAACUUCAUUUUAAAUAAAUCUUUGCCUAGUCAACGUUUAGGCAAAAAUAACGUAAUGUUAAUAUGUAUCCCAACACCCGAAAGUGAGCAGAAGCCGGUCUCAGUUUUAAUAAGAGUAAAAACGGAACAAGACGCUGACCAAUUAUUUGAAAACAUUGAAAAAUAUAAAAAAUAAAAUUUCGAUAUAAACUUUGUAAAAGUUAUUAUUUAUAAUAUUAUUUUGUAUAUAUACUUAAUUGCAGUUGAAUUCUG
Messenger RNA from Condylostylus longicornis, 1464 nucleotides. RefSeq names its product nuclear pore complex protein Nup50-like. The coding region runs from base 191 to 1387 and encodes 398 amino acids. Gene Ontology annotation, cellular component: nuclear pore. Gene Ontology annotation, biological process: protein import into nucleus. The transcript is spliced from 3 exons. The record is from RefSeq and is a predicted model, not a curated record. Lineage: Eukaryota; Metazoa; Arthropoda; Insecta; Diptera; Dolichopodidae.